This is a messenger RNA of Rhagoletis pomonella (apple maggot), 4437 nucleotides long. RefSeq lists its product as uncharacterized. The record is from RefSeq and is a predicted model, not a curated record. The transcript has 4 exons. Lineage: Eukaryota; Metazoa; Arthropoda; Insecta; Diptera; Tephritidae. Gene Ontology annotation, biological process: DNA integration. Gene Ontology annotation, molecular function: nucleic acid binding. The coding region runs from base 1 to 4437 and encodes 1478 amino acids.
AUGGCCGAUGUUAAAAAGGCUACUACUGAUACUGCCGACACAAUAAAAAGUGUAAUCGACGCAUUUCAACAACACAUACGCGAACUUAAGGCUUUAGGUCGACCAGUAGAGUUUUGGGACGAUUGGUUGGUACACGAAGUAGUAAACAAAUUAGCAUUCGAGACGCGUAAACAGUGGGAGCUAUCACUCGUCAGUGAUAAGCCUCCGUCGUUCGAGCAGCUGUCCACGUUUUUGGAAGUUAGGUGUCGGUCUCUGGCCAUGCUUUCGUCGUCAACUUCACUACCCACCAAGGGUAAAACCACUUCAGCGAGCAAGUCCACGAAUGUGUUUCACGCAGUGCAGGAACAAAACAGCUCAGGUUGUACCUAUUGUAAAGGUCCUCACAAAAUAUAUAGUUGUGAUAAGUUUCGCAACCUGGACUCAAACGCGAAAUCGAAGUUUGUCAGAGAAUCGCGCGUGUGUACGAACUGCUUAAGCUCCGGUCAUUACAAGGCAAAAUGUAAUAGCUUCUCUGCAUGCAGGAUCUGCCAGCAACGUCAUCACACGCUGCUGCAUAAUGCCUCCUCUACAACUAACGUCACAACCACCGCUCAUUUUGUCAACAAUGCGUCCCCUGUCACGCCAUCCCCUCUCGCCGCGAAUGCCACACUACAAUCAAACGCAAACACUUCAUCCGCUAUCGCCUCGUCCACAGGCUCCGCUGCUGUAUGGACAUCCUCGUAUUUGAAUGCUAGCUCCAACCCGCCGCGUCCAAAAGACAGAACUCAAACCGCGCGCUUGCUGUUUGACUCCGGCUCACAUGCGUUGUUCGUAACUGAGGCAUGUGUACAACGUCUAGGUCUACCACGAAAAGCGUCCGCAGUAUCCAUUACUGGCAUCGGUUCGUCGCAAGGAGGCCGCUCUAGAGGUGAGACUUUGUCAGUUUUAGCGUGGCCGCAUGUGCAAGGUUUAUUCUUAGCCGAUCCGCAGUUCAUGAAACCCGGGCGUAUCGACAUUCUGGUUGGUAUGGACGUCAUGCAACAGCUCCUUUGCUCAGAAGUCCGUAAGGGUCCACCUAGUACGCCGAUGACUCAGCGCACUGUCUUUGGUUGGACGCUAUUUGGAAGCGUCGACGGAAUAGAACCUGCUGCACCUCGCCUAAAGUCGCUGCACUGCGAAGUCCAGUUAGAUAGAGCUCUUACUAGACUGUGGGAGUUAGAAGAAGCUCCGCAAAAGACCCACCUCACGUACGAAGAGCGUCACUGCGAAGAACUCUUCGAAAAAACGCACCAAAGAGCUCCUGACGGUCGCUUUGUAGUUGAACUGCCGCUGAAGACCGACGUACUUCUGGGCGAUUCGCGAAGUUAUGCUGUCCAAAGCCUACUACGCAUCGAGAGGCGCCUUGCUCGGGACGACGACCUGCGGCUACGCAACAAUGAGUUCAUGCAGGAACUUCUCGACAUGAAUCAUAUGGAGCUCGCACCAGAAUCAACGAGUCAAAUGUUUUACAUGCCGCAUCACCCUGUUGUAAAGAAUUCGAGCGUUACCACUAAGCUGAGGGUCGUUUUCAACGCGUCGGCUAAAACUGCCACCGGAAAUUCGCUGAACGACGCAUUAUUUGUCGGUCCUCAACUGCAGGAGGACUUAUUUUCAAUUUUAACGCGUUUUAGAACGCAUCGCUAUGCACUGACCGCGGACGUUGCGAAAAUGUACCGCCAAGUAUGCGUAGCACCGAAGCACAUUGAUCUACAGCGAAUUGUAUGGCGUCGAGAUCCGAGUUUACCUAUACAAGACUAUCGUAUGCUGCGCGUAACUUACGGCGUGGCAGCCGCGUCUCAUCUAGCUGUGAGAUCGCUACAACAAACCGCAAAAUAUUCGCACAUUUGUGAGAAAGCUUCUGCUGUCAUCCACAAAGACUUUUACAAGGACGAUCUCAUCACUGGUACAUCGUCCAAAGAAGAGCUGCUACUUUUACAGCAAAAUGUCUCCGAAACUCUGAAAGAAGGUGGCUUCGAGCUCCGAAAGUGGGCAUCGAGUUGUGCGGAACUUUGCGAAAAAAUAUCAAAUGCAUCGAAAACAAUAUCUCACUACUUAGUCGACGGUGAGGAUGUCCAUGCUUUGGGUCUAGUGUGGAAAACAGCAGAGGAUUACCUAGCGUUCGUGGUUAAUUUGAAGAAGCCACCCGCUAUUUUAACGAAGAGAACCUUUCUAUCUGAUGCUAGCACGCUUUUCGAUCAUCUGGGGCUGCUCGCUCCAGCGACGAUAAGAUCGAAAAUGUGGUUCCAGGAGAUUUGGCGUAACAAUGUUGGUUGGGAUGACGUCAUUCCUGACUCUACUGCAAUGAAGUGGUUGGAACAUCGCUCGGAGCUGCAACUUCUUUCGAACUUGAAGGUAACUCGCUGGAUUGGCUCAGGUGCAACUGGGUCAUUCACUGAGCUGCAUAUCUUUGCUGACGCGUCCGAACGAGCUUACGCCGCCGUUAUGUACGCGCGCACCUUGCAACCCGACGGCCGGGUCACUGUUGCGCUGAUCUCGUCGAAGUCCAAAGUAGCGCCGCUUAAAACAACAACGCUGCCCCGUCUAGAACUAUGCGCUGCGCAUCUCGCUGCUAAGUUGGUGCAAAGCGUGUUACACAGUUGGGACGAUCUCCGCUAUCCGCUGUAUGCCUGGACGGACUCCACAAUCACGUUGGCGUGGAUACAAGCGCAUCCUAGCAAAUGGCUGACGUUCAUCGCCAAUCGGGUCGCUGACAUUCAGGAAAUUCUUCCUCCUGAGUGUUGGAACCAUGUCCGCUCGGAACUGAAUCCAGCCGAUUGUGCCUCGAGAGGUAUAACUCCAUCUGAGCUGCAGCAUCAUCAACUGUGGUGGACGGGCCCCGAAUUCUUGAAGAGCACUGACCAGUUCUGGAAACAAACCUCGUCUAAACAGCACACAACCGAGAUAGGCGUUCGAAGCAAAGUCGUUGCUCAUGUUACGAGCUCAAACGAGCAUUGGCCUAUAACGCUGAAGUAUUCGUCGUUUUCCAAACUGCGCCGUAUCAUCGCUUACGUGCUAAGGUUCUUUGUCAACGCUCGAGUGAAUACUCGGCUCAAUGCUGCUAGGCGAUUCGGUCCUCCGAGUUGUCAAGAGUUAUCCGAAGCUGAACUGCGCCUGAUCAGCGCAAAAAGGCCAAUCCCGCUUCGCAGCAGUCUUUUGCGCUUGCAGCCAUACCUCGAUGAGAAAAAUGUCUUGCGUGUUGGAGGUCGUUUGAAGCAUGCUGCAGUUACUCCUGAUGUAAGGCACCCAGUCAUCCUACCAAAAAACUCUCCACUUGCAAAAUUAAUCGUCCACGAUAUUCACGAGUUCACGCUACACUCUGGACCCCGCAUUAUGCAGACCGUCUUGCAACGCCGAUACUGGCUUAUUGGUGCUCGCAGCCUUAUACGUAGCAUAUAUCAUAAAUGCGUGAAAUGCACCCGUUUAAACCGCAAUCUCGCAACACAAUCUAUGGGAGAUUUACCUGCAACUCGUACCACCUACGCUCGUUGCUUUACCCGCACCGCUGUCGACUUCGCUGGACCUUACUUAUAUAAGUUCACCCAUGGUAGAGGAGCGAAGGCGACCAAGGGCUACAUUUGCUCAUUUGUAUGCAUGUGCACUGGUGCCAUGCACUUGGAGUUUGUUGGAGACCUGUCAACACCAGCGUUUCUGAAUGCGCUCAAAAGAUUCAUAAGCCGCCGGGGCUACUGCAGAGUCAUGUCGUCUGACAACGGCAUGAAUUUCGUCGGCGCUGAGAAAGAACUUCGAAUUGCAUUCCAGCGGUGCAUGGCAGAUGCUAAACUACGUUCGUUCUUCGCCGACUCAAACAUCGAGUGGCGUUUCAACCCUCCGUCUGCACCUCAUAUGGGUGGAUACUGGGAAACAGGCGUCAAGCGCAUUAAGUAUCACCUUAAACGCGUACUGGGUGCAACUCUACUGUCCUAUGAAGAGUUCAACACGCUGUUUACAGAAGUGGAAGCCUGCGUAAACUCCCGCCCGCUCUGUGACAACUCUUCAGCUGCUGAUGACUUAGAGGUCCUAACUCCUGGUCAUUUUAUUAUUGGCGAACCACUGAAGUCAAUCCCAGAACCUGAGGGUCAAGGGUUCUGUGGAAAUCUUCGUCAGCGGUGGCAAACUAUUUCUGCCAUGAGGCGACAUUUCUGGCGCCGUUGGAGAGACGAGUAUCUCGUCAGUCUACAGCGUCGCACCAAGUGGUUUCGUUCCUCGCGCAACAUCGAAGAAGGUGAUGUGGUUGCGGUCUGCAACGAGCCUACCCCUCCGACGAAGUGGGCGCUGGCAAGAGUUACUAAAUGCCAUCCUGGUGUUGAUGGGCGCGUAAGAGUGGUUACGUUGAAGACACCGCAAGGCGAACUAAUUCGGCCCAUAGUUAAGCUCUGCCUCUUACCAACGAAAGGAGAUAUAUUUCAUGAAGAAGUCUAG